UGAGAAUCAGUUGGUUCAUUUGUAGGAAGGUUGCGGGAGAGACUUUUGAAUCAUAGCCUUUAGAUACCAGAAGGGCAGAGAGGAUCCCACGCAGGCUAGUGAAUCAUGUGUGUGCAUUUCUGUCCCUUCUAAUCUCAGGAAGCUGAGAAUGAAAGAAUGUGAGCAAGCAGAAAAGGAGAGGCAGCUCUCAGAGGCAGAGGAAAAUGGGAAAUUGGUUAUGAAAAAAAUACGUACCUACAAGAAAAUGUUUCAAGACAUGCAACAGUUGCAGUGGCGGACAGAGGACUCCUACAGAUGCAAAAUCACCCCUUAUGCAAAAAAGGCUCUUGACAACUGGGUAAGUUUGUUUGUUUUCCUUGCUUUUGGACAUAGUCUGCCAGGUCAGGACGUGGAUGUAUUUUUCUCCCCACAGCUCUGUGCUCAAGCCUUGCAGAGGGAGAUGGCCGAGAGGAAGGCUGCCUACAAGCAGCAUGGUCCCAUCCCUCUUGGUAACUGUGUAGUGCAAAAACACCUUCAUCCCCACCCAGUGGUGCCCCUGAUCUAA
This is a messenger RNA of Chlorocebus sabaeus (green monkey), 544 nucleotides long. The record is from RefSeq and is a predicted model, not a curated record. Lineage: Eukaryota; Metazoa; Chordata; Mammalia; Primates; Cercopithecidae.